UAGAAUUUAAUUUCGGGGAUGUUCUUUUGUAACCCUUAGGCAAUGAUUGAAUUAUUUUCAAAUAAAAGAUAUUGAAUUUAUCGAAGAUACAUUUACGAAUCAGCAAAGGGUGGUAAAGUUAAAGAAACGCGUGCCCAAAUUCUACCCCUAACAAUCAGUGGCUCCAACAUAAUACUUUCAAGUCCCUAGAUCACAACUCCAUCCGAUAUAACUGCUUGUAAGAUUGAGUAUCAUUUUAGAUAUAUUUCCUUACGAUGAAUUAUUUAUAAAGAUUACAGCAGAUAAACGAAUUAAUUAUACGGAAUAUGCUUGAAGAACAGCCGGUGAUAAAAUAAUUGCGUUAUCAGCAUAUUCAAGGGAAUUUAGCACAUUACAACUUACAGCGCUCCGUUGAGCGAAGUGGCUUUGUCAGUAAUGGAGAAAGUGAACGUAAUGUGAAAAUUACAGAGUUUCUUGGUCGCUUCGUAGAUUUUUAGGCCGACUUAGGCACCAUGGAAGAAGUGUUUCAGAACGGGAAUUAUCAAAAAGAAGCAAAUGCAAACAUGACCACCACAGAAACGCAGAAAGAGGACUCAUUACUUGAUCACAUGGAGAUCUCUAUAACUGAAGCUGAGAAGCGAGCAAAUGGAGUAUUAAAUUUAAGAGAAUUUUAUACAGUCUACCUCAUUGAGACUAAAGCUAAAGGUGUAAUCACAGAAGUGUGCUUUCUGUGGCGCAGAUACACUGAAUUUGAACUGCUUCGAGCUUAUUUAGAGGUUUCUUAUCCAUACAUAGUACUGCCUCCUUUGCCAGAAAAGAAAGUUUUGUAUGCAUGGCAGAAAGUAACAACAGACACAUUUGAUCCAGACUUUGUUGAUAGACGUAGAGCUGGUCUUGAGAAUUUCCUCUUGCGGGUAGCAUCCCAUCCAGUAUUAUCUCGUGAUGUGCAUUUUAUGGGAUUUUUACAACAAAAAGAUGGCUGGAGAGAAAGUAUUAAAGAGACUGGAUAUCUACAGUUAGCAGAAUCAAAAUUAAAAGCACUCAGCGUAGCGGUACGAUUAAGGAAGCCGGAUAAACGUUUUGAAACAAUAAAGAAUUAUGGAAUUGAACUGCAGACUAAUUUAUGUAAUCUUCUUCGGGUACGCGCACGACUAGUAGAAAAACAGUAUAGCUUGUAUAAAUUACACGCUAAUUAUGGUCGUGUGUUUAGCGAAUGGAGUGCCAUAGAAAGAGAAAUGGGUGACGGACUACAGAAAUCGGGUCACUAUCUGGAUUCGUUAGCAGCGACAAUAGAUACAACAUUAGAAGAGGAAGAACUAAUUGCGGAUCAAUUAAAAGAAUGGCUAUUUGGGGCUUCUGCAUUACAAGCAGUUGUCAAACGAAGAGAAGCUUUACAACUAGCUAAAGAUGAGUCUCAUGAUGCUUUAACUACGGCAAUUGAACAGAAAGAGAAAGUUAUGCAAGGUAAAUCGGGCUUAAUGUCACGACUAUUUGGUUCCGUUGAUACGGAGGAAGUUCGUGAACUGAAAGUACUUCAACUAGAACAGCGAAUUGCACAACACGAAGAAGCUGUGAAACGCGUAGAUGAAGAUUUAAAAUCUUUCUCUGCCAAAGCAAUGAUGGAUAUCGAAAGAUUUCAACACCAGAAAGUGGUAGAUUUAAAAGAUAUCUUGGCAGACUACUGCAUUUUGCAAUUUAAACUUGUUAGAAAGGGAUUACAAGCUUGGCAACAUAUUAAAGGUUGCCUUGAAAGUAUGCCAUAAAAAUAUUUCUCUUAUUUAAACUGACACUGAACAAUAAUUGUUCCCACAUCUCUCGUGCGAUAUACAUUCCUAUAUUUAUAAGCUCACUCAUACUGUACGCUUAUUAUUACAUGAAUGUACAAGAUUGUUUCUAUUAUUUAAUGUUAGACUAUAAUAUAUAUACAUAUUAUAUAUACACACACGAUUCAUGUUGAACAUAUAGACAUGUGAAGCAUUAUUUAAUAUUUAUAUGUAUUUAGUAUGUUCUUGUUGUGAAUGUAAGAUACAAUUUACCAAUUACGUGGAUGUUCAGGUAGUACUUAAGGAUUGUCAAUAGUAAAGGUACGUGAUUUAUAUGUAAUAUAAAUCACCAAGUGAAAUUUCUGGUAUGUCAACAAUGAAAGUAGGAAAUGUCAUUGUUCCAAAAUUUUACACACCGUUUUCUGUCUGCUCAAUAGACGUUUAAAUUUCAUUGCCGUUGAUUAAAUGUUUCGAUUGUAUCUAAUUCGUGGAUACGGUUGCUGCAUUUAUUUUUCAUAAUAGUAGGAACACUAGAGUUAUUAAUAAAUUAAGAAAAAUUUAGGAUUUGAAAUACUAUUUUAUACGUGUGGAUAACUAUGUUUUUCUACGUAUGCAAAUGUUUUAAUGCAAUUCGUCGUUGCAGCUUAAAAUAUAUACGGGUUGUUUUCUUUACCAUCAAUUAUUUAAGUUUACACAGUUUUGUAAUAAUUCUACGGCUAAUUAAACUCAAUGGAUGUCUACUAUACAAAUACUAGUAUUAAAUUAUUAUUACAAUAUAAUGUAUUUAUCUGUUUUUUUAAAUUGUAAAUCUGGUUCGAUUAUA
Molecule: messenger RNA, 2565 nt
Organism: Osmia bicornis bicornis
Lineage: Eukaryota; Metazoa; Arthropoda; Insecta; Hymenoptera; Megachilidae
Product: sorting nexin-4-like
Exons: 10
Coding region: 492-1742 (416 amino acids)
Biological process (GO): protein transport
Molecular function (GO): phosphatidylinositol binding
Source: RefSeq, a predicted model, not a curated record